AGACCAAAUGGUGUUUAACCCGGAGAGAUUUAAUUUGUGAACAUCCUGGAACUUAAGUCUAUUUACCUGGGCACCCCCCUCUCCCCAAACCUUGGGUGUUACAAAUGAAGAAGGCUUGAGAAGUGAGAGAAUCAAGGAGCCAAACAGGUGCUUUCUUCAGAGCCUAACCAAAAGCUUCCAGGGAGAAACGCCCUCUGCUCUUCUAGACAAGAAAUCUCCGGCUGCCCCCCAUUCCACACUGCCAGCGGGUCUCAGUCCAUCAGAGGAUCCGGGAGCCACCAUCUGUGGUGGUCGCGUGUUCCAGCCCCGGCUCAGCCCGUGGUCUCAGCAGCGUUGGGCACCCUCGCUUUCCGCCACCAGCAGCAGCACGAGCAGCAGCAGGACGAAGAACAGCAGCAGCAGGAGGAACGGCGGCAUCGCGCGCCCUGGCAGGGGGAGGAUGGAAACACCAGCGACGCUCUGAGCCCCUCAGGAAGAUAACACCUUUCCCGCCACAUCGCCCCGCGGUCCUGCGGAGGCCACCCCUUUGUCCCCUCCACGAGUCCAUCUCCCAGAGCCGGGCGGAGCGGAAAAGCGAGCGAUGGCGGAUAACCUGAGGAAACUGGUCUCCAACGAAUCGUUACGAUCCCUGCAGGACAAGCUGGAAUGCUGGCUGAGGGAGUACAAUACGAACUCAUGUGAUCAAAAUCUAAAUCACUGCCUCGAACUCAUUGAACAAGUUGCCAAAGUGCAGGGACAACUCUUUGGGAUCCUCACCACAACAGCCCAAGAAGGAGGACAUUAUGAUGGUGUGGAAACAAUCAAAUCACGCCUUUUGCCUUGGCUGGAGGCCUCCUUUACUGCUGCUUCCCUGGGAAAACCUGUCGACAGCAAGGUCCCCUCUCUACAGGACACGUUUGAUAAGGAGAGACACAAAGAGUCUGGUUUUCGGGAUCGGGACUUACAACAAUUAGACUCUGACUUGAACUCAACACGUAGUCAACUCAACCAGGUUCAAGACGAUCUGGCUGAAACUGAAAAGACUCUUGAAGAAACCAAGAACAGAUCGGCCAUAUCCCUUUUGGCUGCAGAGGAGGAAAUAAAUCAGCUAAGAAAGCAGCUUAAAUCUCUUCAAGCCCAGGAGGACUCCCGCCACAGACACUCAGAGCAUAGGAGCUCAGGGAAGCGGGGCUCCGAGCGUAAGAGAGUGGAGCUGCGGGACUCGGAGCCGAUGGGCGCCGACAGACGGAAUGUAGACCAGCGCAACGCAGAAACGAUAAACAAUUAUGAGAAACAGCUCCGAACGCUGAAGGACGAGAUAGCUGUUCUGUCUGCUGAAAAAUCUAUACUCCAAGGAAGGUCCGCCAGGAGCCGGUCUCCUAGCCCUGCCCCUCGCAGCCGCAGCCAGAGCCGCGGCCGCAGCCAGAUCCACAGCCGCAGCCACAGCCGCAGCCGCAGCCGCAGCCGGUCCGCCAGCCCCUCCACCGCAGUCGCGAAGGUCAGGAGCCCGUCCCCGAAUCGCGCCAAGCUGUCCAACGUGGCGCGCAAGGCUGCCCUGCUGUCCCGCUUCAGCGAUGCCUAUUCCCAGGCCCGCCUGGAUGCGCAGUGCCUCCUGCGGCGCUGCAUCGACAAAGCCGAGACGGUGCAGCGGAUCAUCUACAUCGCCACCGUGGAGGCAUUUCACGUAGCUAAAAUGGCAUUCAGACAUUUCAAGAUCCGGGUGAGGAAAUCGUUGACACCGUCUUAUGCGGGGUUGAAUGACUUUGAGGAUGCCGUCUCGGAUUAUAUCAUUUGUCAUCUUGAUCUGUAUGAUUCCCAAAGCAGUGUUAAUGAUGUGAUCCGAGCCAUGAAUGUCAAUCCCAAGAUUUCCUUCCCUCCUGAAGUUGACUUUUGCCUUCUCAGUAACUUCAUCCAGGAGAUAUGUUGCAUUGCCUUUGCAAUGCAAACUUUAGAGCCACCCCUAGAUAUUGCCUUUGGGGCUGAUGGAGAAAUUUUUAAUGAUUGCAAGUACCGCCGCAGCUACGACUCUGAUUUCACGGCUCCCUUGGUCUUCUACCACGUGUGGCCUGCUCUCAUGGAGAAUGACUGUGUCAUUAUGAAGGGAGAAGCUGUUACCAGGAGAGGGGCUUUUUGGAAUUCAGUGCGAUCUGUAAGUCGAUGUCGAAGCAGGAGUUUAAGUCCCAUCUGCCCCCGUAGCCGUAUUGGUUUAAGCACGAUAUCUCGAAGCCGGAGUCCUUCUCCAAUAAGAUGUGGAUUACCAAGGUUUUAAAACCACCAGCCAUGCUCCUCCGCCACAGAACACCUGCUGCUGCCAACUGCCCCAGUGCCCUACUGCCUGCUGUCUGCCUCAGACCUCACUUAAGAUAAUGUGGAAGGGCAAUGCUGUGUAUCACUUCGCACAGACAGUUAAAUGUUUUGGCUUAGCACAUCUGUAAUUUCAGAUAUACUGCAUUUUAUUUUAUAGAUACAGAUUCCAUUAAUUUGAUAAAAAUGAUUGCAUAGGUGUUUAGGAUCAUAUUCAUUUGAAGCAAAGCCCAUCCCACGGGCUCAGGAGUCAGCCUGAACUACGAGGCUCUUUGAUGGCAGCCGCACGAACUAAAGUGGAAAGUCUUUACCGUGCUGAGUCCAAAAGACCCGAGGAGUCAUUUCAGCUUACAAACUGAUCAUAAAUAUGAUUGCUGGUACUAGCUUUAACCUGAAAACAAUCUUGGAUGUUUAAACUUUCUUUUAGGGUUCAGAAGACAGCCCCAGUCUCAGGUUGGGGAACUCACUGCGACUUCAGGCUAAAUGUAGGUGAUGAUGCUUUGAGACUAUUGGCUGGCUUCUGUUUUCCUACUUUGAAGUGCCCAGUUAGGUUGGUUUAGUUGAGCACUGUUUGUUGAGGCUACUUCCUUGAGAGAAUUCUCUUGCUUCUUAAAUGCGGAGCAGUGGUUUGGAUAGAAGCCGGCUUUGACAUAAUGUUAAUUACCUUGUGCUUGCCUCCUGGGAAUGUUUCAGACAGUUUUAAUGUACGUGUUAAAUAUAAAAGCUACCUGGGCCACAUCCUUUACCUGUUCCACCUAGCUGUUUACAAACUCAGACCUCCUCCUAAGAACUCUGUCUGACUGAAAACAAAAGUACUUAAACUCGAGGUUAGAAGCUAGGGUCACCAUUCAUGGAUUUUAAAUUGAGUGUCUAACCUUGAUUUCUUCACUGUGAAGUACUGUUGAAAACGUUCAAGUUCAAGAUUAUAAUGGAAUGUUGCUUUCUCAGGAUAAAUAAUGCUCUUUCUACUUUUUUUCCCCCACUUUAAUACUGGCUUUAAACACCAGCUUCACAAGUGACAGCUUUUGCAGUGUGCCUUUUACAGCUCAGUUUGUGUAAGCUCAGUGUGAGAACCAGCACCUGGGACUUUUUAGGAGAAAAUAAACAGAAAAACAAACAAACAAACCCCCCCCCCAAAAAAACCCCCUUCUCUGAAGCAUCUUGUCUCUCGUGCUGGGACAUAGACACCAGGGAGAGACCCCCUCCCCAGUCUCUGCCCCAGGUCUAAUGGUCACCAACUCAUUUUAAAUUGUUCUCCCUCUGCGUCUGUGUAGUCUUCACUUUGAGGCAGGGCAGCAGCAUGCUGGAAGGAGAACUCAGUGCCCAGGCAGCUCCAGUGCCAACUUGGGCAUCAGCUUGCUGUGUGGCCUUAGCAAACUGCUUCACCUCUCUGAGUCUCACUCAGUUUCACUGCAGAGUGAGGAGGGUGGCUGAGAUCAGUAGUUCUCUCAACCCUCCCAGACUCAGUGCCCCCCUUUAUAACAAACAUUUUAUUUUGGCUAUUCUGAAAUGAAAUUCAAAGUUAAUAUGAUCUACUGGCAUAUAUUCCUGUAAACAAAGAGUAUAGUACUCAAACUGUAAUAUCAAGCAGAAAAAAGGGAAGGCAGUUUUUAAUAAAAUAGAAUGUAUUUUCAACAAAAAAGCUUGGCUAUAACUAUUCUAGAAGAUAAAAUUAAGUCAUCAGAUGCUUGGAUAUAGAAUUACCAGCUACAGAUGCAGAUCAGUGUGCAUUGUACUGGCAACAUCACAAACAUUGUUGUCAUGGGAUAUGAUUUCUGAAAUGGUGAACAACCCUUGGUAAAGUUUUGAACAAAAACUUACAUUUGUGCCUUGAUUUACAUAGUAAGUGCAUUCCUGGAAAUUUUCCUGUAUAUUAAAACCAUAUGGCAGGUGUGGGUACAGCUCAGUGGUAAAGUACAUGCUUUGCAUGCAUGAAGUCCUGGAUUCAAACCCCAGGACCUGCAAUGUAAACAAACAAACAAAAAUCCCAAACAAUUAUUUUGUGUUAUAUGUUAAAAUGUCUUUUCUAAAAUCUCACUAAAUAAUGAGAAUGCCUACAUAUCAGACUUUUUCUGGGGGAAGUCAAAUGUGGGAAUGCACCCUGACUGGGAAAAAGGUCACACUGUACUUGGUUUAUUUGCUCCGUCCCCUUGCCAUUUCUCAAGUCUCUGACUUGAACUGUAACCACACAGGGCAUGGCAGUCCAGAAAAAUCUGCAAAACCAAAGGAGGCUGACCUAUACUCAUUUCACUGGGCAUGCAUCUUAACCUUGGUGACUUUGAAAAAUGAUAAACUCUUUCUUUGUAACCUGGUAAAUGUUAGUUUUUGUCCUAUCGGUUUAACAUCUAAUAAUAAA
Camelus dromedarius (Arabian camel) is the source of this 4639-nucleotide messenger RNA. RefSeq names its product spermatogenesis associated 18 (gene SPATA18). The transcript has 14 exons. Gene Ontology annotation, biological process: mitochondrial protein catabolic process; mitophagy by internal vacuole formation. Bases 581 to 2248 code for a protein of 555 amino acids. The record is from RefSeq and is a predicted model, not a curated record. Lineage: Eukaryota; Metazoa; Chordata; Mammalia; Artiodactyla; Camelidae. Gene Ontology annotation, cellular component: mitochondrial outer membrane.